AUGAACAACACCACCACCAACAACAACAACAGCAAUAAAAACGCCUCCUACAACAACGACAAAGACGACGACGGCGAAGAAGACGAUGAUGAUGAUGUUGUUAAUGAUGUGGACGUUGGUAAAAACGAUGAUGACGAUGAUGUUGACGUUGAUGUUGAUGUCGACAACAUGAGCACCGGCCGAGGUGAGGAGGAAGACGAUGUCGGGGACGGAAAUAACUUGGACGAGUUCAGAGUUUCUUCUAAAGAUGUACGUUUGUGUUCGGGUGUCUACGCACCCUCCGAGGAUUCCAGUUGUUCCGAAACAGCCGCUCCUGCUAUGGUGACGGCUCUGGAUUCUUCUGCUACAAGCCUUGACCAAAUUCUUCCCGUCGCUGCCACCGGCGUCGAAUUUCCUGAACCAGUUGCUCAACAGGAACCACCGCCACAGCACAAAGCGGCGAUGUCGACAUUAUUAUGGUCACGACGGGGGUCAACCAAAGACGUCAACAACAAGAGAUCUCCAACAUGGAUACGUCUAUCUUAA
Messenger RNA from Octopus bimaculoides (California two-spot octopus), 525 nucleotides. RefSeq lists its product as uncharacterized. The record is from RefSeq and is a predicted model, not a curated record. NCBI's taxonomy places the organism in Eukaryota, Metazoa, Mollusca, Cephalopoda, Octopoda, Octopodidae.